GCCCAUUCAACUACGGCAGCCGACGCAACGUCGCUUCUGGCUCAACUAUUUGAUGGCAAACUCGUAACUGAAAGCGUCCUGGUGCCGUCAUCCGUGCACCGAAACCCCCUCUGAAGACGAUCCCACCAACAGUUGUUCACGAGGACUGUGUUCCUCCAACCACUGACCUUCAGGGUCCACACCACCUUGGUAUUUAGUUGACGACUUUGCCCCCAUCGUCGUCGUCGCCGGGGAUAGCUCUCACCGGAAAGGCCUUCCUUCCUUCGCUCAACGCCAGUCGACUCGCCUGGCAAACAGAUUCUCUGAAGUGUGUAUUCUUCGAACGUUGGGAGGGAAGGCCAUCACCAACCGACCAAAACAUACACUGUGAGACCAGCCGCCAUCCUGGAUUUCCAUCUGGUGCCCGGGGAAGGGCGAAGGAACUACACUGGAUUCGUCACCAAGACGAUCCUCUACUCUGCCACCUUACUCGUUUUCUUAACUGGUACGUUAUCCGCCUCCCCCGGCCUGCGUCGCAGGAAAAACCCAUCAGUAACUUGAAACUGACGCAUCGGAUCGGGCAGCUUCUGCACUGACGCUGGCGUCAAUCAUCGUGCCGAAAUGGGUCAGCUAUUACAGUGAGACGGUGUGUAUCUACCUGCUUUGCCCAUUAUUCGCUUUCUCUACUUCGCUAGAGUGAGCGUGUCCAGCUCGCUGACUGAUUGUGUGGUCGUUAAAUAUCUAGCCAUCUGGCAUGAAAUUCCAUUACUCCUAUGGCCUUCAUCGCCGCUGCUCCUCCCUUACCCAGUCUUGCGACCCAUUCCCACAAUAUGAAGAUUGUCACGGCGACAAUGACGGGUCCUUCUGCUCGAUGUGGCGCUCCGUCGCCUUCCUGAUGUCGUUCGCGAUCGUGCUUGAAGGAAUGACACUAAUCACAUACAUUUUCAUUCUCGCGGGUGGAAAGCAAAUGCGAGAAACCGGGUGGAAAGUUCUAACGUUGUUUUUGGUAUUUAUAACCCUAGUGCAAUGCGCCGCGAUGGCGCUGGUGUCGUAUCUCUUCGACAACGAUGAACGGUUCUAUCCCGGCUGGAAAUUGGAUAAAUCCUGGAUUAUGAGUGUGGUCAGCAUGUGCCUGGCUGGUUUCAACGCGGUCAUCAUUUAUAUGACCAUUCGCACCCUGCCGUCCGAGGGUGGAUACGAACUGAUUGCCGAUAAUUCCUAAUGAUUCUCCUUCUAUCUCUACGUAUACCAUUUUCCGAUCGGUGUAUCUUUGUUUUUUCUAGCGGUGGAUAUUCAUGCUUUCAGCUUUGAUCUUAAUAAGGAGUGAUAAUCCUGUGAUGUCGCAUUAUUCGAUACUAACAAUCAGGCGCUUGGCUAGCUUUCCUGAUCCUCUUUUUCUUGUUCUUUGUCCUAGCUUUAAAUAAAUUUGUGACGCCCAGUUGGUUCCG
Coccidioides immitis RS is the source of this 1427-nucleotide messenger RNA. RefSeq lists its product as hypothetical. The coding region runs from base 734 to 1201 and encodes 155 amino acids. The transcript is spliced from 2 exons. Lineage: Eukaryota; Fungi; Ascomycota; Eurotiomycetes; Onygenales; Onygenaceae. The record is from RefSeq and is a predicted model, not a curated record.